Colletotrichum higginsianum IMI 349063 is the source of this 285-nucleotide messenger RNA. RefSeq lists its product as uncharacterized. Bases 1 to 285 code for a protein of 94 amino acids. The record is from RefSeq and is a predicted model, not a curated record. The transcript has 2 exons. NCBI's taxonomy places the organism in Eukaryota, Fungi, Ascomycota, Sordariomycetes, Glomerellales, Glomerellaceae.
AUGCAAAUCCCACAGGCGGCGCUACCUCGUACGGGCGCCGCUACAGUCAAGACUGCCGACCCAUUCCGCCAUUCCGCCCGCUUCUGCCUACUUCUCCCAGCUCCGACGCCAGACCCAGCACGUCGCGUCAGUCAAAGCUGCGGCAGCAGCAACAUCAGAAUCAUCGUGGCGCCGGUCUCGCCGUCAAAUCUGACAGCAGGGUCACCAGACCACGUUGUCGGCAUGUCGCCCGGACGCAACGACAUGACACGACGUGGGGACGGAACACACAAAAAAAGGUCAUGA